Messenger RNA from Cicer arietinum (chickpea), 996 nucleotides. RefSeq names its product protein cornichon homolog 4-like. Gene Ontology annotation, biological process: vesicle-mediated transport. Lineage: Eukaryota; Viridiplantae; Streptophyta; Magnoliopsida; Fabales; Fabaceae. The record is from RefSeq and is a predicted model, not a curated record.
UAGAGUAAAGCGUGGUAGCUCCCACGUGCCGUGAGCGGUUAGAGUUGUGAUUGUGAAUUUGGGAGGAAAAGAAGAGAGGGAGAGAGAGAAAGAGAAAAACAGGAAGAGGAAGCGGAAGGAGAAGAAGAAGGAGAUAGAGCAUGGCCGAUCUAUUUGGGUGGCUCAUCUCCUUCUUCCUCCUUAUCGCCUUGCUCGUCCUCGUCACUUAUCAGCUAAUGUGCCUGGCAGACCUAGAAUUUGAUUACAUAAAUCCAUAUGAUUUCUCUGCUCGAAUAAAUUCGGUGGUGGUGCCUGAAUUUAUUAUUCAAGCUGUUCUUAGCUUCUUCUACAUUGUUACGGGUCAUUGGGUUAUGUCAUUGCUCUCUGUUCCUUAUCUCUACUUUAAUAUCCGAUUGUAUAGACAAAAAAAGCAUUUAGUUGAUGUUACUGAGAUAUUCAACCAGCUUUCAUGGGAAAAGAAGCAACGACUCGUCAAACUCUUCUAUCUUGUUUUAACCCUUUUCCUCUCUGUAUUUUGGAUGAUCUACACAACAUUGGAGGACCACAAUGAGUAAUUGGAGAUGGUUACUUGUUUUGUGGAGUGCUUUAUUAAAGUGACCACAGCAGUAAUAUUUCCAGAUGUGUGUGGUAGGUAGCAGUUCAUUAUUUGACAUAUGUGACACUAACAUGACUGACUCUACUUUCGGGGGGAGUUGCAAGCUUAUUUUGAUAGCUGGACAGUACGAUAUCUUUAUCAAUAUACUAAAAGCAUUUUAUGCUUAUCUAACUCAUGCCUUCAUGUAUAUGGGUAUUGGGUAAAUGCAUCAAAAGGUGCCAGUAGCUGAUGAGAGAUUUGGGUUAUUUGCAUAGUGUUAUUGGUCAAUGUGUGCCUAUGUACCAAAAAAGAUACUCCAUGUAUAUUCAUAUUGAAUUUGUUUACAGAACAUUGUAGUUUUAACUUUUUCAGUAAAUCCAUGGCUCACACCUUCGAAAAGGGUGUAACCACCACUAACCAUA